AUGACGACUACACCUCCCACCACAGCCUCUGACGAUCGCGCAGCGACCCCAACUCGAAUGACCCUGCUCAUUCUCGAAAUGGAGGACGUUGAAAUGACGGAACAGAUACUGCCUGCGGACAACAAAUCCCAGGCCUACCAGCACCUGGACGCGGCCAAGGCGGCGUUCAACAAGGCAGCGCCCACGAGCGUCCCCGACCACCAAAAGUCCGAGUUCAUCGCCGAGGCCGAGGCGCAAGCCAGUACGGCGCUUCGACUAGUGGAUAACGACAAGACGAUCCAGGCGUACGCCAACAUCCAGAGCGCCAAGUGCCACGAGCUCCAGGACAAGCACAACACGGCGUGGUACGAGUACAGGGCUGCCAAGGACCAGGCUGGAGCGCGCUGGUCGGAGAGCCUGGAGCACAGACUGAUGUUCUGCUACCGCAAGACGCACCCUAAGAAGUGA
Molecule: messenger RNA, 447 nt
Organism: Akanthomyces muscarius
Lineage: Eukaryota; Fungi; Ascomycota; Sordariomycetes; Hypocreales; Cordycipitaceae
Exons: 1
Coding region: 1-447 (148 amino acids)
Source: RefSeq, a predicted model, not a curated record